ACUAUAGAGUAGGUAACCAGUUAGCUCUGAAGCGUUUCAUGGUGACAUGGUUCCCAUGUUUUCCCCAUUUGCUCUCUCGCGUGCAUCAGCACCCUGAUUCCCUCUCUAAUUCCCUUUCUUCUCCUCUUUUCUGCUCCCCGUUUACACAAUAUUAGCCACACAGAGAGAUGGCAGGGGCGGCCUCUUUUAGGUGGAUACUACAGCUUCAUAAGGACGUGCCAAAAGCAGCUCGUUUCUACUCUGAAGGACUGGAUUUCACCGUAAAUGUGUGCACUCUUCGUUGGGCUGAACUUCAAUCUGGAUCUCUUAAGCUCGCUCUCAUGCAAUCCCACAACAAUCAUGUUGUGCAGAAAGGGUAUUCUUCUUUGCUGUCAUUCACGGUAACUGACAUCAACACGACAGUGACAAAACUCAUGGCCUUAGGUGCUGAAUUAGAUGGCCCCAUCAAGUAUGAAAUCCAUGGAAAGGUUGCAGCAAUGCGGUGUAUAGAUGGCCACAUGUUGGGCCUCUAUGAAUCUGCAUAAAAGCAUCAGAUACAAGUGAUUUCUAUAUCAAUUUCAGUAAUACUGGUUGAUCUUUCUGUGACGUGAACUCUUUUGAGGACAAGGAGAGAAUGUAGGCAACUUUUCCAUUCUUUGGAUUUCCUUCAAUAAUUGAUAGUGUUUUUUCGUCCA
Populus trichocarpa (black cottonwood) is the source of this 674-nucleotide messenger RNA. RefSeq lists its product as uncharacterized. The coding region runs from base 168 to 524 and encodes 118 amino acids. The record is from RefSeq and is a predicted model, not a curated record. NCBI's taxonomy places the organism in Eukaryota, Viridiplantae, Streptophyta, Magnoliopsida, Malpighiales, Salicaceae. The transcript is spliced from 3 exons.